AUGGUUGCAUUAGGACCUGUCCUUGGUUUUUUAAUGGGUUCUGCACUUCUUUCUCAAUGGAUAAAUAUUGGUCAUACUGAAAUUCCAAAUGGAAUAACAACAAAUGAUCCUCGUUGGAUUGGUCGUUGGUGGGCUGGAUUUCUAGUAUCAGCAAGUUCAUUAACAAUUCUAUCAUUUUUUCUUUGUACAUUUCCUGAUAAAUUACCACGAGAUAUUAAUCAAACAGAAGAAUCAAUUGAUGUGUCACAAUCAACGAAUUCAAUAUGUGCUCUUGGCCAAGCUGCAACACGUCGUCAUACACUACCUAAAAUAACUAAUCCAACUCAAUGUACAUUUUUGUGUCGAAUAUCUAAAAUCAAAGACAUUUUUACAAGUGUAACCGAUCUUUUAAUGAAUUUUACAUAUCUUUUAAUUGUAUUAAUUAAUUCAGUAGAAAGUAUACUUGUCGUCUCAUUUACAACAUUUAUGGUCAAAUAUAUAGAAUCUGUAUUUAAUUUAUCUUCAUCAUUAUCCAGUAUAUUAACCGGCUCGAUUGUUGUGCCAGCAGCUGUCCUAGGUACAUUUACAGGUGGAUAUUUAGUGCGCCGUUUUCAUAUGGGAAUUCUUCAAUGUAUAAAAAUGAUCUUAAUUGCUUGUUCAAUAUCGUGGUUUGGUUUAAUUGCAUUAUUAUUUCUAAAAUGUAAAUCAACAACAAUAUAUCAAGGUGAUACAUAUUGUUCAAAAUCAUGUCAUUGUUCUUCACAUGUAUAUGAACCAAUAUGCUAUCAAGAAGAAAUAACAUAUCUUUCACCAUGUCAUGCUGGUUGUACAUUUGUUAAUGGAUCAGAUUAUUCAAAUUGUACGUGUUUACCAAUUGGACGACCUAUUCGUUCUGGUUCAUGUCAAAAUAUAUGUGUUACUGAAACAUUUUUGUUUUUAUCAAUAUUAUUUGUUGUUACAUUUUUUCAAACGCUAAUGGCUACACCACAAUUAAUAAUAAUAUUACGUUCAGUUCAACAUGAACUUCAAUCGUUUGGUUUAGGCUUAGAAAAUUGUAUUAUGAAAAUUCUUGCUCAAAUUCCUGCACCGAUUCUCUUUGGAAUUAUAAUUGAUGAUCAAUGUUUAUUUUGGUCUCAAGCAACAUGUGAUCGCCGUGGAUCAUGUUUCAUAUAUAAUGGAGAUCGACUACCAUCUACAUUAUUUGGUACAGCAAUUAUUAUUAAAGCAAUUUCAUUUUUUCUUUUGACUAUUUUACUUAUUGUCACAAUAAGACGACAUAAAAUACCAAAUGAUUUUUCUUCUCGUCCGUCUCCUCCUGUUCCAUCGACUUUGCCAUGUCAAGAACAAGAAGAUCCUUUGAUUAUUUCGGCAUUAUAG
Rotaria socialis is the source of this 1356-nucleotide messenger RNA. The record is from the annotation of a GenBank genome assembly. Lineage: Eukaryota; Metazoa; Rotifera; Eurotatoria; Philodinida; Philodinidae.